Molecule: messenger RNA, 417 nt
Organism: Abrus precatorius (Indian licorice)
Lineage: Eukaryota; Viridiplantae; Streptophyta; Magnoliopsida; Fabales; Fabaceae
Exons: 2
Coding region: 38-388 (116 amino acids)
Source: RefSeq, a predicted model, not a curated record
GGAAUGGGGGUGGCUCUAACACAGUGGAUAAGAGGAAAUGGAAGUCAUGGGUAGGAGUUGUAAUGUUUUAUGCCUUACUUCUUGUGUUCCUGUGAGAGAAAUUGGAACGAGGUUUUGGAUAAUAUCGGCCAGAAAGGAGGAGUUCCAAGAGAAUGGCAAGUUUCAAAAACGAUCCCUUUUCCCUUUGAGGGUUUCGAAAUCUAUUAUUGCUCGCACUGCUAUUGGGGUGUUUGGAUUGGGGUUUAUUGACGCCGGGUACAGUGGAGACUGGUCAAGGAUUGGAGUGAUAACGCCGCAGAGUGAGGAAUUGCUUAAGGUUGCAGCUUUUCUGGUGGUUCCCUUGUGUGUCUUUCUAAUUUUUUCUCUGCCUAGCGAACCAAAUUCUUGAACUCUUUCUCUGGUUUUGCAAAUUGAGUU